Sphaerodactylus townsendi is the source of this 1272-nucleotide messenger RNA. RefSeq names its product transmembrane protein 186 (gene TMEM186). The record is from RefSeq and is a predicted model, not a curated record. The coding region runs from base 169 to 879 and encodes 236 amino acids. NCBI's taxonomy places the organism in Eukaryota, Metazoa, Chordata, Lepidosauria, Squamata, Sphaerodactylidae. Gene Ontology annotation, cellular component: mitochondrion. The transcript is spliced from 2 exons.
CGACGUGGGGACUACAACUCCCAGCAUGCAGCGCAAGGCCGCUCGCAGUUCUGUCCGCUGCGGACGGCCGGACGACGGCCGAGAGGGGACUAAAAGCCGCGGAGAGGAGAUCACUGAGGGGAUUUGCAAGUUUGGCGUUUUCUUGCAUCGAUAAAUAUAAACUUGCAAAUGGCUGGAAUGCUGUCCUCUUGCGGUCACCUGUGCCUCGUCUCCUCCUGGGCAAGGAGUCUUCAAAAGGCAACAUCGCUAGGACGGUGGGAACGGACCUCGCCCCAUUCCUUUAGAAUGCGUACGGCGCUUUUGCCGUGCGGCUGGCAAAGCCACGCGAUCCAAGCGGUCCUGCCCAGAUGGUUGGGCGUUUCGGCGCCUUCUCAGCAGGCCCGGGAGCAAAACCCAGCUGAGAACCUGAAAGACUUCAAACCGAUUUACAGGUUUCCUGGGAUCAGGUACUGCCGAGCCGUGUCGAGGCUGAAGCUGCUGCAGACAGGCCUGACAGCUCUGAUUCUGCCGCCGGUCUGGUUUCUCUGCUGGCACGGCCAAGUGACCCAAACUGAGUGCCUUUACAGCACAGGGGUCGCAUGCUUUGCUGGCAUCAUGCUGUACGCCAUGAGCCAUUACUUCCGGCGGAUCAUCGGCAUGAUGUACCUGAACGGAGACGGCACGGUGCUGCGAGUGGCGCAUUUGACAUUCUGGGGAAGGAGGAACGAUAUCUACUGCCCGGUCGAGACCGUAAUGACCUUGGAUGACAUCGGUGACAACUGGAACGAACUUCUGCUCCGGUUCAAGCAGUACAACAGGGACGGGUGUUUAUACUUCACUCUCCGCUUUGGACAAGUGGUGGACCAAGAAGGAUUUGUAAAAGUGUUUGGCAGAGUGUAGCCACUUGCCCCGUGGAUGUGUUCGCUAGUUUUUCACAGUCAACACUUCAGCCUGCCAUUCUGGGAGCAGCCGGUUGACCCUAAAGGGGCCUUAGACAUCACUCCAAACACGUGUUCCAGGUGCUUGACAUUUUGAUGAUCCUGGAAUUUUUAGCAGGUUUCAAACCUGGCAGAUGUAUUAAGUCAAUGGGAGACCAUAAUACGUCACUGUGUGCUUGGCUUCAAAGGGUGUUCUGUUGACUUCAAGGUGUUCUGUUGACUUCAAGGGGAUACUUAUGGCUGCUUUAGCUUGGGGGCCUUCUGAGCUGUCAGACGGUAGAAUUUACCGUUCCCCCUAGCUACUUGUCACGCUGGAGAACUGUGGGGCUGUCACAUUAAAAAUCAAAAUGCCCAA